Messenger RNA from Neoarius graeffei (lesser salmon catfish), 1955 nucleotides. RefSeq names its product sphingomyelin synthase 2b (gene sgms2b). The record is from RefSeq and is a predicted model, not a curated record. Bases 418 to 1566 code for a protein of 382 amino acids. The transcript has 7 exons. Gene Ontology annotation, cellular component: endoplasmic reticulum membrane; Golgi membrane. Gene Ontology annotation, biological process: ceramide biosynthetic process; sphingomyelin biosynthetic process. Gene Ontology annotation, molecular function: sphingomyelin synthase activity; ceramide cholinephosphotransferase activity. Lineage: Eukaryota; Metazoa; Chordata; Actinopteri; Siluriformes; Ariidae.
ACUUCCGAUUCAGUCUCUGUGUUUCGUGGACAAGAAAACACCGAUCAGUCCCGGAGUAUUAAUAUAUAUACAUACAUACACACACAGUCCUGUGAGUUUCAUUCAUCAGGUUCAGGUGAAGAAUCAAAUCAAAUCCAGGAGCGGUGCGAUAAAACUCUGACCAGACACGGCACCAGGAUGGACCAAGCAGGUCCGAGGGGCAGAAGAGGCCAGCAUCUCAAUCCCAGGACCAACAUGUAACUCAGAGGGACAGAUUGGGGGGGGAGAGAGAAAGAAAACACAUGUUAGGUCUCCACUCACACAAGAAACGGCAGAAAUUCAGCAGCCUGUGGUUUGAUUCAGUUUCUCUGAAGAUCGUUUGUUUGUUUUCCAUUCACAAAACACAGGGUGUGUCAGUGUGUAGGUGUGUGUACAUUAAUGAUGGCAGUGACUGAGCUCCCUGAAUCAUUGCAGCAAGAAGGUGAAAACGUUGACCAUAUCGAAGUAUUAGUUCCAGACACUCCCCCAAACCCUCAGACUCCAUCCACAGAACUAACCCCAGCCAUUACAACAGAUGGUGGAGCUGCAGACCACACCACAGACAAUGCCACACCCAAGUCUCGUCUAUCACGAGGUUUUGCACAUUUGCUGAGAAAGAACCAGGACUACAUCCGCAUCAGCAUGGUUGAGACACGCCUUCAGCACUUGCAUGUUGACCGUCUACCGGCUGAGUGGUGGAAAACAGGUGUGUCUUUUCUGUGGGCGGGGAUUAUGCUCUUCUGCACCACUGUCAUGAUCACGGUGGUGCAUGAGCGUGUCCCGGAGAAGGCGGAGAAUCCACCACUGCCUGAUAAGUUCUUCGAUUAUGUACCGCGUGUGGAGUGGGCAUUUACUGUCACUGAAGUCAACGGCAUCGUACUGACGAUCGUCUGGACCACUCAGUGGCUCUUUCUUAAACACAAAUCGAUCAUAGGCCGCAGGUUCUUCUUUCUCAUGGGGAUGCUAUAUUUGUAUCGCAUCAUCACCAUGUACAUCACCACAUUGCCUGUCCCCAGUACACACAUGAACUGUGCUCCCAAGUUGUAUGGUGACUCAGUGGGGAAAGUGUAUCGUGUCUUCCAGCUUGUCUCAGGAGGAGGUUUGUCCAUCACGGGCUCACACAUGAUGUGUGGUGAUUUCCUGUACAGUGGUCACACAGUCAUCCUCACACUCACCUAUCUAUUUAUCAGUGAAUACUCCCCCCGCUGGAUGUGGUGGUAUCAUCUGAUCUGCUGGUUGCUGAGUUUAGUGGGUGUGGUCUUUAUCCUUGUAGCUCAUGAGCACUACAGUGUGGACGUGGUGGUGGCGUAUUUCGUUACAUCACGCCUCUUCUACUGGUACCACACCAUGGCCAACAACCAGUCUCUAAGAGAUUCCCCUCAGAAUUAUCUCUCUCAUGUGUGGUGGAGGUGGUGCUUUAGCUUUCUAGAAAGGAACGUUCGCUCCGUGGUGCCCUGCAAGUUCUGCUGGCCAUUUACUCUGCCCACUUCUUGCCUAACUACGCCCUGCGACUCGUACUCCAAAGUGCAGCCGACCCGAGACGAAUGAUACACGCUUGUGUGCGCACGCGCACACACUUCACACUUGGGAUAGAAUGUUACAGCUCAGGCUCACACACAGCAGUAUUUUACAGACCGAGAGGGUACAUGUGUGUGUGUGCCUAAGUGCUUUAAAGACUCUAUAUGGUGAAGAAGCAAAUAAAUUAUUUUUAAUGAAGGAUGUUUGUUUUAUGAGUUUGUGGCUCAGCUGCAUGCUGUUAGCAUCACCACAGAGAGCAUGUUUACUGACCUUACUGAAGGACUGCUUAUGUUUAUUAACACGUACUGUAUUUUAUUUACUUUCAGUGUGUAUCUUUUGCAUUAAUACUGUAUGUAAAAGUUUAAUAUUGUUUAUUUUGCCUGUUAUGACUGUAAAAUAAUAAACUAUUUUUCUAUGUA